UUCACGUCUCCUCCUGAUGACCACCAGGACAUCCUCCUUCCCCCACCCCCGAGACCAGAUCCCACAGCCACCCUCCCGGCUGACAGCUGUCUGAUGGAAAGACACAGCUCUGUGAAAUAAAGGUGGCAUCCUACAGCAACGUAGCCGGAAUGCAUGAUGCUCUCGCACUGAGCCAAGCGCUGACUAGCUGCUCAUUGAGAUGGUCUGACUGAGUCUUGGCGGAAGCCACCUAAAGCCUCAUUGUUUGGCUGCUGUUAGGCUGCAGGGUGUAUGACGGCGAUGGCAGCAAGAACAACGACCAAUGCCCAGGAGGGGCAGCCAUUGCUCCUUUUAGCAUCACCCAUGGGGACAUUUUCUGAGGGCAAUGGUAUGGAUUUCACGUCUUUCUACAGCGACCCCCGAAAGAUUGAAAAGGACGUCCCAAACUCAAGGCCCCGGGAAGAGGAUAAUGGCACAUCAGGGGAUGAUGAAAGCUCAAUAAAAAUUGGACUCUCUAGCACAAUGCCGCAUGCUUCACCUAGUUCCCUGGACAAACUGGGUUCUGUGACUGAUCUCAACUGUGUCAAUGAGGGACAGGGGUCUCUAGGGAUGCGAUGUCCCACCUCUGUCUGCUGGAGGAAUUCUGGUGAGUUUAGCCCCACCACUGAUCUGAAGGUCCCAUACCAUGUAAAUGCCCUGCAUGGCCGCCCUGAACGGUUGGACCAGAUUCCUCAACCGCCAAGGUAUUUGAAUCAGCCCUUAGAUGCACCUGUGCUGCAAAUGGGCCCACAGAACCAUAAACUUGGGACUGUCUUAAACAAAUCGGGAUGCUCUGUAGAUCUUUGUCUUCUUCCCAAUGAGUACUGCUACACUGGUGCCCCUAGUGCCUCUAUAGAUGGCCAGUUGGAGUGCUUCUGGAAGUUGAGGCCUCGCGGCUUGAAUUGCUUUAGCAGAGACCAGCUUGGUGACCUUUUCAGCUCGAGGUUUUUGGUCAGCAAGAGCUUGGACGGUUCGGCGAUACCUUCCAUGGACGAGGGAAGCAACACGGACGACAAAGAGGAUGACAACAACGAGGAUGACAAUAACGUGGAGAAUGAGGAGGACGAUGAUGACGAUGUUUUCCCUGAGCUGCCGUCCUACAGGGAGUUCCUCCUCAGCCGGUGUAUGAGCAGGAGCAGAUACAAGUGGAGCAAGAUUGCAAGGAGGCUCGAUGUCGCACAUAUCAGCUGUGACCCCACUAGCUGUGGCUGGUCUGACGAGGAGGCUGUCAACUCUGAGGAGAUCCAGCCGGUGCGUUCGCCCUGGUCCCAGUCCAUGAGCCAGCUGAUGCAGAAGUUGGACCAGCUCAAUCUGGACAUCCAGGAGGCCCUGAGCACCAGCUCCUCGCCCACCAGCACCCCUACCAGUGCCCAGAGAAGUGAGGUAGCUGUGAGGAUGAGCCAGGCUGAAGCAGAAAUUGAGGCGAAGGAGGCAUGUGACUGGCUGCGAGCGGCGGGAUUUCCCCAGUACGCCCAUCUGUACGAAGAUUCCCAGCUCCCCAUCGACAUCUCCUCCGUUAAAAGAGAUCAUGAUUUCCUGGACAAGGACCUGGUAGAGCCUCUCUGCCGACGACUUAACACCUUGAACAAGUGCGCCUCUAUGAAACUGGACGUCAGCCUUCCCAAGAAGAAAAGCGAAGACUCAGAUGAAGAGGAUCAGUUGGCGAUCAGCAACCGAUGGACGUUUGAGUGGAGCAGUCGGCGGUGGUCGAGGCUGCAGGACAUCGACUGCAUCCUGGAAGGCGAGGAGGGGGCGUGUCCCAGAGGCCUGGAGGCGGAGCUACAGGGGGCAGGCAGUCGGGAGAGCGUGCUAACAGACCUGAGCGAGCCCGAGGUGUCGUCACUGCACAGUGGGAGCAGCGGCGGCAGCAGGAGUGGAGAUCUGGCCACCCUGAGGCCUGCUCGCUCCGCCUCGGCCUCCAUCAUGCCCGACCCCAGCUCUUUGGCACCGUCCCCAAUGUCUGACGACCGGCUACGGUACAACUCUCUGCCCUCCAAAAGCAGCCGGCAUGGCCGGACACGCGCCAAAGACUUCCUGCGCCGCAUGGAGACGUUGCGUUCCCGGCGGUCCUCGUCAGGGAAGGCUGCCCGCAAGACCCUGACCAUCAGCGGGCCUGUCCUUCAGUACGAGCCUGAAAGCCUCCGUGCACUGCAGUGCGUAGAGAUUGCCAACGGGGACGUGGCUGCGCCGGAGGUAAACGGGAGCAGCGGCCUGCACUCCCAGUCCAGCAGCAGCACCAGCAGCACACCCAGCCUGAAACCACAGCGGGCCCUCCACAAACGCAGUGGCGUCUACCUGGAAGACCUGGAUGUGCUCGCUGGCGCCCCCGUGAGGAAAACUGCCGAGCAAGGUCGCCGGAGCGAGUGCCGCUCCUAUGAGGACCUGGUGGUGCACGUCCCCAAGGACCACAAGCCGGGGACCUUCCCCAAGGCACUUUCCGUAGAGAGCCUGACGCCCACCCCUGGCACCGCCAUGAGCUCCGGCUGGCGGCCCGAUGUCCGGCAGCACCGGGACCUGGCUCCUAUCUCCCGGCUCUGUCCACGGGGCAGCCGCGCCAGUGUCUACGACAACGUCCCCAGUUCCCACCUAUAUGCCAGUACCGGGGACCUGAUGGACCUGGAGAAGGAGGACUUGUUCCCACAGCUGGACGACAUCCUGCAGCAUGUCAACGGCCUGCAGAGGCUGGUCAACAACUGGUCCCGGAGCGUCCUGCCUGAUGGUGAGGCCCGGCGCAACUCUGCUAGCCAGGUCACACUGGACGGCGAGGGGAGCUCGGCGUUGGAGGGCCGGACCACACCCAGUGACCUGGACAGAGACGCCAUUUCACUUAAUGACACGGACUCCAGUGGGACGAGGGAGAGGAGGGAUUCUGGCGUCGGGGCCUCGCUCACCAGACCUAGCCGCCUGCGGUGGCCCAGCUUCAGGAUCUCCUGCCACCUCGACCAAUCCGGUGCCUCAUUGCAGAUCAACAGCCAAUCAGUAGGCCAGCUCUGCUUGCUGCAGAAGUUCUCACUCCUGCGCCUCACUGCCAUCAUGGAGAAAUACUCCAUGUCCAACAAACAUGGAUGGACCUGGUCGGUGCCCAAGUUCAUGAAGAGGAUGAAGGUGCCGGACUACAAGGACAAAAUUGUCUUUGGGGUCCCGCUGAUCAUCCAUGUGCAGCGGUCUGGGCAGCCAUUGCCUGUUAGCCUGCAGCAAGCCCUGCAUUACCUAAGGAGCCAGUGUCUAGACCAG
Paramormyrops kingsleyae is the source of this 3252-nucleotide messenger RNA. The record is from RefSeq and is a predicted model, not a curated record. Lineage: Eukaryota; Metazoa; Chordata; Actinopteri; Osteoglossiformes; Mormyridae.